GGGUAUAUUAUUUGAAUUACAAAACCAAAACAUAAAAUUAACAAUAAACGACAAAUUUCAAAGCAAGAAGCAAUUGUGUACUGGCAUCAAUGAAGCGGGGCCUAGAUGGAUUGAACCCGAGCCGAAUUUUAUAUAAAGGAAAAAUUGAUAGUAAUAAUCUCAACUAUUGGUAAUCAGUUCAUAAUAAUCUCAACUAUCUAUUAUUUCAGAAUAAUCCCAACUUUAGGGACCUUCCGCCAAUAAUGGUCCCACGUUACCGGCAAUAAAUAAAUUUCUAUAGUUUCUAAAGUGGAUGAGAAGAGAUAAUAGCAAGUAAUCCCUAUAAAUAAUCCCAAUUUUUAAUUUUUACGCUUGAUUUCUAUUUGAAAUACACUUUUUAUCUGGUCAUGAACCAUUAUUGGCGGACGGUCCAUAUAGUUAGGAUUAUACAAAAAUAAUCAAUAGUUGGGACACUAUUAUUGUUAGUGGACCGGCAAUAGUUGAGAUUAUUAUUUUCAAUUUUUCCUUAUAUAAAUUAAUGUAUAUGGAGAUACAAGGACCGCCGAGGCAGAAGAGCUUUGGGGUGGAUUGCAAGAGAUUACAGUAGUAAUUUUAUCAACUAAGAUUGGAAUGCUAGUAUUGCAGACUCGUCACCAAUAUCACAUCUACUAAAAAUGAUAAGUGGGAGAGGGGGUUAGCAUGGCUCUUUUACCGUGUGAAUAGUCCCUAUUGAUUAACGCCGUUUGCUGCUCUCCGCCUAUGAAGUGAGUCACGAUGCUUUCCCAACUCAUUUUCCAAAUUCCGCUUCUCAUUUUUGCUCGUUGUACGCAGGGCUAGGGUUCCGAAGUACAUAUGGCUUCAUGGAGCGAUUUCUCCUUAUUUUUGGAGAUUUGUUGUGUUAGAGAUUGUUUUUUUUCUUGGAUCUUGGUCGUAAUCCCUUUCUAAACUCUGGAUUCAGCUUGGAAGGAUGAUUCACGCACAAAGACCAUAAAACGAUUUCUAAUUCUCGCGAAAUGCAUUGUUCACGGCUGAGAAUGUGACAUUCAAGGUAGAUGAUCGGUUUUGCAUAUAUUUGGAGUACAUCCAUCCUGGAUCACUUAAUAAAUAUCUUAGAGAUUAUGAGGGAGCUUUGCCAGAGUCUGUUGUUGGGAAUUUUACUCGUCAUAUUGUUUCUGGAAUAGCUUACUUGCACAACACCAAGACAAUUCACAGAUGCAUCUGGUGUUGUCAAGCUUGCUGACUUUGGAUUGGCAAAACAUAUGCUUUUUUAUGCUCUCAAAGUGCGUCCGUGGUAUUCACUUCUUCUGUUUUCUUUUCCCAUUAAAUUAAGAGCUUUCGGGGAAAAAAUAUUGAUCUUUCAUUGAAAGGAAGUCCUCAUUGGAUGGCCCCUGAGGAACAGACAAAACUGCACAACCAAGCAAUGUAGUGUACCCGAAGGAGAAAUGGGUCCCACUGUACGACAACAACUUUCAACUGGACCUAAAACUUUUCAAAUGCCAGGAUCCAGUGAUACUCUCGAUCUUACAGAAGCAUUACCUCUGGCGUGCAUUUAAUGAAGCCAAACCAGUGCCAGAGGUGUAUCUACAACAGUUCUGGGGCAUGAUGCACACAGCCUCAGAAAAGGACAGGUCAAAAAUCAUGACCAAGCUGAACGACAAGAGAGUGGUACUCACACCCUCCACAAUCAGGGAGACACUGAAGCUCCCGGUCCUACAGAACUACGUACCCCUGCCUACCAAUGAAGAACUAAUCAAGGGGAUGAAAAAUCUUGGAUACGACAGCCCACUGCCUCUGCUGUCAAACUUCACAAUCUCCAACCUGCCCCACCCAUGGAAGAGUCUGUUCGGCCUGGUCAACAAAUGCUUGUCUCCUAAGCACGCCGGACAUGACAAGUGCAACAAGCAGAUCCUACAAAUCUUCCAUGGGAUCACAUAUGACAAGCAGUACGACAUGGCCCAGCUCUUCUGGACAGAGCUGAUGGACCAGGUCAAGAUGAAGGAGAACAACAAGGGAAGCACAAUUCCCUACGCUCGGUGGCUGGCGCUGAUGAUCCACAACAUGUUAGAAGCCACCCCCACAAUCCCUAAGCGCAAGGAAGACAAGCACUUCACCGCCCCAAAGCUCAAGUACUUUCAAAGAGACAGCAACAAGGCUGAAGCACUGCCUAUCCCGGACUCUCUACUUGACCUUGCAAAUCCGAGGGAUAAAGCAGUCAUCGACUACAAAGAGUCGCUGAAGAGAACGGUCCCUAUGGUUCAGCAAAACCCAGCUGGACCUUCCCCGGGAACCAAGCCGAGAGCAGGUGAGGGUAAGAAGAAGAGAGCCCCGCCACAGAAACCAGUGGCAACCCGGCCCAAUGAUGAUCAAUCUGCUAACUCUUCCGAGAGGACCCAGACUGCUGAGGGCCACCCUAUCAAUGCUGAGGACACUGCCGAUGAACCAUCAAGCCAGGCCCCUUCUAAUAAGGCUGGUGGUGAGGCCUCCGAUAGCAUGGCCAAGGGAAAGGAGAGGAAUGAUGAUGAUGAUAAUGCAGAUGAUGAUGAUGACAUGGAGGGAGUCCUGAUCAGCAACAGGAAAAGAGCCGGAAAGAGAGCCAUUCCGAUAGACUCCGACUCCUCAUCGGACAAUGAAGAGGCUGCUCACAUGUCCCGACCACUUAAGGGCAUUGUCAUCAGUGAGCAGCGCUCCAAACACAACAGCGACAAAUCUGCAUCAUCACAGCCUAAGAAGAGGCUCAGAAAGAAAAGUGCAGUGGAGGAGGAGCUGGCACUAUACGAUGACUGUGACACCUUCGUCACUAUAGACCGAACCACGCCCCUAGGAGCAGAAGCUGACCUUGUCAGUUCCCGGGUAGAAGUCGCAGCAUCUGGUUCAACUGCGCAUGCACAGCCAUCUCCCAUCCACUCUCCAGUCUCCCAACAGACUGAAGUUUCAAUAACUCAAGGGGAGCUUACACCGACCUCACUGAUUCCUUCCGAAUCUGCUGAGAGACUUAGUGGUCAACAGCCCCGGACCACUACCCCCAUCCGUUCUAUCACAUCGAGUCUAGGUGUCACCAUUCCUACAUUUUCACAUUUUUCUAGGACACCUACACUAUUCACUGCACAUACAGGUGCACUCACCCUGAAUGCAACGACCGGAGCGCAAACUAUGAUGGUCGGAAGCCCUGCUACGCCAACAAUGCCUCGAUCAUUGAACGCAGGCCACACAUCAGCCAUCUUCACUGAUGCUGUGACAACAGUUACAACCCCUGUAACUGGAACCAUUAUCCCCGAAGACAUUCUCGUAUAUCUGAAUAGCUUUCUAGAGUCUACCAUUAAGCCAUGGGUGCAUGAAGCAAUAACCGCUAAUGCACAAGACUCUGGAAGUACCCCAGUUGUUCAGAAUAUACCAUCCAAACCCCAGACAACACAGCCCCCAACCAUUUCCAUACCUAUUUCCACACCUUUAGCCAUAGAAAACCAACAACCAUCCACAUCAAGGGGAACCCAGGAUACAGAACUAGUAUUCUCUCCUACAACGACCAAACCCAACCUAACCACCGUACCCUUCGAGGAUCUUGUAGCUGAGAUCUACGACCGUAUACUAGACGUGGAAGAAGACAACCUCACCCCUCUUCAAAAAGCCCUUCUCCAUGCUCUAGAUACACAGAACACAUGCCGUGACAGUCUCCGUGGCGCUAAACGUUCACAUGAGGAUCCUGAUGAUUCGGAUUCUCAUGAGGGGGAGAACAAGCGCCCGCGGAUACUUGAGCAUGUUGCUUCUACCAGCCAACCCUCAAAGCCAAACCAACCCUCCACCUCUACCAAUGAGCAACCCACUACUUCAGCCAGCCAUAAAUCCCUAGCCACUCUCUCUAGCAUGGUCGAGCUAGACAUAACAUCCCGAGGUGCAUCUCCUAUAGAUGUUAACCAAGGACGGAAUGGAAGUCCUGAUGAUGCUACCACGAGUACAUCUUCUUACUCAAGCCAUCAGUUAGAACCUAGUUCGAAACUGAUGUCAACGGGCAAUCCUGAGGAUCCCGAUGUUUCACUUUCUCAGCCAAGGGAGGAUUGGCCGCAUGUAACGAAGUAUAGAGGUCUGGUCUCUGCGCAAGAGCAUCGUGUUGAGAUAAUUGAGGAUCCCUGCAAGUCUCACCAGGAUCCCGAUGCUACGCCAGACAUAUCGCCACAGCAGCAGCAGGAUCCCUCCAGCUACUACAAUGAUCAAAUGCACAAUGAACUUGAGGAAAUGCUGGUGCACAACAAAUGGUCUGAACUCUGGGCAGAUGUAGAUGAAUCACAGCGAAGAGCAUAUCUCAGAGAUCUCUUAGUCAACUGUGCUACUGAUGUGAUUCUACUUGAUCAAGAUGAACUCAAGGAGGGAGAGAACUAUGAGACACCACCCAAGGAACUUGAGUCAAUCAUUAGACAAACAGCGGCUCAAAUGCCCAGAAAUGAGAAGCCCUGGGAAAAGAUCGACAUCAACGCCCCCUUUCAAGAAGAAAUCAGAGAAAACAUCUGGCGAAAAGAGGAUAAGGUCAGAGAACUGGAUGAACUGAAGAUCUGUGGUCUUAACCAUCUACGAGGACAAAACAAGGGCGGACAGCUAUUUCUACUUAGUCAUCACUAUAUGGGAAAACAGAGAGAAGUCUGGCAACACGAACUUCAAACAGCCAAGGACCCUAUCUGGGCUGUUCUCAAUGUGGCUGAAACCAACUUUCAAGAUAUCAAACUCUCUGUUUACCAUCUUCAGCGCUCUGACGGAACGGUAUUCACGUGCAAGGAAAAUGAUCUCUACAUGCUAAAGAUGGACGACAUCUAUCAGAUGUAUCUUGCAUUCCAGGAAAUUCCAGGCAUUCGUGACAAAAUUACACAAGAUGGGCUGGAUGCACUCAAGCGGUUUAUGAUCAGACAAAUCAAAUUCUUUGCCUCUCAUGAUCUUCAGAUGGCUCUUGAAACAAACAUGCCAAAGACGAAUCUCACAAGACCAAAGCUGUAUGGACAAGAAUUGGAGGACUUUCCUGAGUAUUACAUCUUUGAUAGUCCAAUCACGCUUAUCUAUCUGAAUCACAAUGGCGAGAAACGUAUGCUAUUCAUUGAUGAAAUUAACAAGUACUGUGACGGAACCCUGAAGAUUGUGAAAGAGAAGCUACAACCGAUCAGAGAAGCAUUUAAAGAAAGACAGCAAAAGUAUGCAAAUGCCACAGAUGCUGAAUUAAAAGAGGCACACAGAAUUGACAGCAUCCUACAGGCCAUCGAAAAGCAACUGGAUAAAAGAAAUUCACUCAGGAGCUAUGAGCACGCGCUAAACCUCAGAAAGAACUAUUACAAAGCUCAGAAGUGAAGAAACCCAGCAAGACGGCACUUGACCACAAAGGGGGAGAUUGUUAGAACUUUUAUUGUGGGUCAAGUUUGUCUGUUAAGUCUUGUUUAAUAAAGUAGACUAGUUAUACCGGUUAUGGUAUUAGAUUAGUAUUAAUAUGUAAUAAAUAAGGUAAAGGGAAUAAGGCCCAAAAAGGCCUUGGCCCAACUUCCAAGGUUUACCUAAAUCGGUAACCUGUACAGCGCCUAUAAAUAUGCGCCUUGUGUACAGGUACCGUAAGACAUCAAUCGAUCAAUCCACUCUAGCCUUACGCUGCUAAAAUUCUUCUCGAUAUAAUAGAAACACGAUCUCAAAGUUCUCGAUAGCUCAUAAAUCAUUCUGUGAGAUCGUUCAUUUCAGUUAUUCGAUGAUAUCCAUCUAGCUGUGAGUGUUAGUCUGCAUAAACUGGGACCAACAGACUACUUUAGCAGGACACAUAUAUAUGUAUACACAUGUGCCAGGUGAUGCAGGCAGUGUUAAGGAAAGAUGAUAAUCCAUAUCUUGCACUUGCAGUCGAUAUAUGGAGCUUGUACGUGCAUGUGUAGUGAUAAUAAUCAGGGGAAAGUACACUCUUCCUACCACACCCCUGAUGGUGCAAAACCACUAUAUCUUCAUAUUUCCGCUGCAGCACAUGGAAAAUGAAGUUGGAGCUAAAGAAAAUCAGAGAUUAACUUAGAAUGACAGAAUGUUAUUGUGGCUGUGCUCGUGUUCAGGGCAGGCCAACAUAUGAGUUUCCCCAUCCAUUAGCUCGUGUGCGGUGUGCCCCAAAGUGCUGGAUAUUGGUUAUAUUAAUGACCUCAGACAUAUUUAAUACAUACCAUGGUUCCAUAGAGGUACAGUAUCUCUCUGCCUUGCUAUAUAAAAAUGAAGCACUCUAGAUGUCCGUGAAUUUGUCUCAUUGAGUUCUUUCUUUGGUACAAUUUCUUUUCCUUCACUCCCCCCAACUUGUAUUUUCUUUUAAGUUCUACUGAUAUUGACUUUGCUUCCGCUUCAAUUUUUUUAUUCUGAAAAAUGAAUGGACAUCAAAUGGUUGUGUAAAAUGUUUUUUCCUUUUUUGCCCUCAAACUCACUUUAGUCUUUUAUCCAAAUAAAUUUAAUCACAUGAUAAAAUUGACAGAAUUAUAUAAAUAUCAGCCUACUAGCUUAAAUGGCAUUACAAACAUGGCCUUAAACAUAAUAUCUUGGUAAAAGAUAUCGUAUAGUAACUUCUUUUUAUAAUAAAGUGACAUACUUGAUGAUUUUGUGGUUGCUGCUUUUUGAAGUUUGUGAUUGAUGAAAGCUUGAUCUUGAAAAGUGAAUGCUUUGCACUAUUUGCAUAAUGAAUCCUUUGUGAUGAGCUUUUAAUCUAAUAAAUAUUUUGUAUUAUAGAAGGACAAAAAAGAGACGAGUUAAAAAGAAAACUAAAGAAAAGGGAGGAGAAGCACACAGAUUACAAAUGUUGGAGCAAGGGUCAAAAUACUGGACGAAGAAAGAGGGUAGGGGAAAUAAAUGGAAAAGAAAAAGAGAUAAAAAUUUGACAUGUGGGUCGCCUUCGCAUGUAACUUGUGUAACCGGUUGUUUAGAGUCAAAAGUGUGAGUGUUUUUUUGAAGUUAUAGUGCUUGAUUGGGUGUUCUUUUAGUAUGAGAGGUUAAGUGACUUUUCGAGUAUAGUAGAGGGGCCAACUUGAUAGUAUUCCCCUUUUCAUAUAUGUUCAUUUAUAGCUGAAUAAUGCUCAUCUUUUUCGCCCACUUGGAGCUUGGAUAUAAUCUUAUUGGACCUGAUGGUUCAAAGACAUUAGCUGAAACUCUUAAGUUUCAUGGGAAUGUGAAAGAUCUCAUGCUUGGUUGGUGUCAGAUAGGGGCCAAGGGUACAGAGUACAUUGCAGAUAUGUUGAAAUGCAAUGGUACCAUAUCAAGUCUUGACUUGCGGGCGAAUGGACUAAGAGAUGAGAAAAUGAAUACUGGUAUUUCAUGUUAAAACAACCUCUAGAGGAUGCACUUUUCGCCAAGUUUGCAGAAUAUUUUGGAUUUUGAUUGUUUUUGCACAGUUUUAUUGCUUGGUUUCCAAUGUUGGGCACGGGAUUUCGCGCAACGCGCGAUGCCAUGCUAGUAAGCUAUUAUAUUGGGGUAAGAGAGGUGGCAGUUUGGGUUAACAAGCAAGGCAGGGAGCGUGUGAUUUGUUGGGACUGACGUGCAGGUUGUUACAUCAAGACUGGAAUAUGAGUUGGGUGACUCAUAAUUUAAAAUUAUGUUUAAAGAUGCUACACAAAUUCUUUACAAUGAAGCUAGUUUUACUUCCUGAAAUUGUAGUUAUGUGUGUAUCAAGUUAUUUAGAUUGAUGUUAAUAUUCUCAAGUUAAACCACACUCAAACUGAAAAACUUUUCGAAUGUAGAGUGCUAAGUCACAUUUGACCAACAUAAAGCCAAUGUGGCCCUAUUCAGCCCCCCAAAU
Cuscuta epithymum is the source of this 7753-nucleotide messenger RNA. NCBI's taxonomy places the organism in Eukaryota, Viridiplantae, Streptophyta, Magnoliopsida, Solanales, Convolvulaceae. The record is from the annotation of a GenBank genome assembly.